Auxenochlorella protothecoides is the source of this 231-nucleotide messenger RNA. RefSeq lists its product as hypothetical. NCBI's taxonomy places the organism in Eukaryota, Viridiplantae, Chlorophyta, Trebouxiophyceae, Chlorellales, Chlorellaceae. The transcript has a single exon. The record is from RefSeq and is a predicted model, not a curated record. The coding region runs from base 1 to 231 and encodes 76 amino acids.
AUGCGCGCCGGCGUGCGCUGGGCAUCGCUCCCGCUGUGGGCGACGUCCGUGGCAGCGGCGUACCGCAUUCUGCCCCCGGAGCCUGCCCACUGCUCGGCAUCUCCACAGAACCACAGCGUCGAUCCCGGUUUUUCCAAACUCGAUGAGCAUGUUGGGGCAUUCAAGGCCUGGCUGCAGCAGGCUGGCGGGGAGGUGUCGGGAGUAGAGUUCAGGCCAGCGCACCAGGUGUGA